Messenger RNA from Anastrepha ludens (Mexican fruit fly), 823 nucleotides. Its product is annotated as type-2 histone deacetylase 1-like. Lineage: Eukaryota; Metazoa; Arthropoda; Insecta; Diptera; Tephritidae. Bases 1 to 672 code for a protein of 223 amino acids. The transcript has a single exon. The record is from RefSeq and is a predicted model, not a curated record.
AUGAUGACCAACAACAACACCAGUAACAGCAACUCGAACAACAAAAUACCAAAUGGCAAGCCGCCACCACCACCGCCACCACACGCACAUGCACUCUCCUCGCUACCACGUUUCAGCAGCACACGCCGUGAGCCGUCAGCCAACGAACGCGCUGAAAGUUCACUCUCACACGAGCCACCUUGCAGCCAGCAUCUUGCCAAUCAGACUGGACAGCGCACGGCCACGGCUGAUCGCUACAUACGACUCACACAGGAUCACUUCAAUCACAAUCACGGCCCACACGGCAGCAUUGGCCGCAAACAUGCCAACAACACACUGAGCGGCGAACGUUCACCACGUGAGAGUGAAAGCAAUUAUAUACACAAUAAUUCACACUAUUCACUACCGUUGGACCAUGCAUUGUCAGCCGCUACACCUACACCCACACCGACACCACCGCCACCAGCGUUGCCCAUGCGCAAUGGACAGAUCAUCAACAAUAGCAACAAUACUGCCGUACAGCGUGUGCCAGCAUACAAUAACAACAACUGCAGCAAUGGUUAUGCAACGAUAGGCGGCGGUGGGAGUGGAAUUGGAAGUGGAAGUGGCAAUCAUUUUGGUGGUUGUGGUGUGGCAAUUGGAGUUGGAGGCAACAACAACAACAACAAUGGUAGCUUAAGACGAUAUCACUGAUAUACGCUAAAGGGCGACUGGUGCGGCACAAGUCGCAGCGCCUACUACGAGAAAUACGAACACGCCUACGAACAUCCGGUUGCGGCGAACAGGAACAGUUUUGAGAUGUGUACGUUUGUGAGGCCAUAAAGAGAGGUAGUAGAGGGGAAAA